Molecule: messenger RNA, 476 nt
Organism: Danio aesculapii
Lineage: Eukaryota; Metazoa; Chordata; Actinopteri; Cypriniformes; Danionidae
Gene: micos10
Product: mitochondrial contact site and cristae organizing system subunit 10
Exons: 4
Coding region: 95-325 (76 amino acids)
Cellular component (GO): MICOS complex; mitochondrial inner membrane; mitochondrion
Source: RefSeq, a predicted model, not a curated record
CCUCAUCAUUCUCCACUGUCGGAGAAGGAAAGUAUGACAGCGAACAGCCUUCAAACCAAAGUCAUCCGCACUACUCCACUUCUCUGCUGUCAUCAUGUCUGAGAAAGAGCUCGGCCAGAAAUGGGAUCGUUGUCUCGCAGACUGCGCUAUUAAAGUCGGUACUGGUCUGGGUCUAGGAAUUGUGUUCUCUGUUGUAUUCUUCAAGCGCCGGACGUCGCCCAUUGCACUUGGGACAGGGAUGGGGCUUGGCAUGGCUUAUUCCAACUGCCAGAAUGACUUGAGAUCACAUUAUCAGCUGCACAGAAGCGUUGCUAAGGAGCAGUAAAGUCAGCUCAGUCAUGGAUCUGCCUUGCUUUAUUUUUUUUUUUGAAGCCUGACACAGUCAGACUGGUUGUCUGUGGCUCUCAAUAAUAUCCAUGUUCAUGUACAGGACACACUGUUUAUUUAAUAAAAUGUGGAGAUUUGACGUUUGCAAA